UUCGAAGUGAAUAAAUUAACGUUUCAAAAUGGCGUCCGAUUUGUAUUGUAUUUGUCGUCAACCGUACGACGAGAUGCAAUUUAUGAUCCAGUGUGAUGCUUGCGAUGAUUGGUUUCACGGAAGUUGUGUGGGAAUCGAGGAGUACCAAGCGAACGAUAUUGAACGUUACCAUUGUCCGCGUUGUGCUCCGAAAUAUGGCCCUCUCACACUGAAAAGACAGGAGAACUUUCAUCGCCAUGACUCCAGCGACAACAAGGCCCAAAGCAAAGCGGUUCAAGCAGGAACUGUUGUGUUUAUAAAGCAGUUGAAAAACAAGCAAUUUUCAAGCCCGGAUGCCAUUCUUGUGAAGUGCAAUGGGGCCGAGCUAACGGCCGAUUAUUUCACGAAGAAAGGCUUCAAGAAACCAAUUUUAGUCGAAGCCAAAGGCGAACUUGGUCUGCUUGUUCCAGAGUCGUCGUUUUCGAUUCUGGAUGUCCAGAAUCAUGUUGGUGGCGACUUUGUAUUUGACAUUAUUGACGUCAUUAGUCAGGGAGAUCUAAAGAUGACGAUGAAAGAAUGGAGUGCUUACUUCAUGGGCCACAGACGGAACAAAACGUUGAAUGUCAUUAGUUUGGAGUUUUCGAGGACAAGGUUAUCCAAAUUAGUCCGCGGACCGCGUGUAGUCUGCGAAAUCGAUUGGGUGAAUCGUUUUUGGCCCGACCACGGAGCGGACGACAGUCCGUUGCAACCAAGACCUUGUGUUCAGAAGUAUUGCUUGAUGGGAGUCGAGAACGCCUACACGGAUUUUCAUGUUGAUUUUGGUGGCUCAUCUGUUUGGUAUCAUCUUUUAUGGGGCGAAAAGAUUUUCUAUUUUGUGGAACCAACCGAGACGAAUCUUAAACUGUUUGAAAAGUGGUCGGCAUCCUCCAACCAAAGUGAAAUGUUCUUUGCCGAUCUCAUCACCAGAUGCUACAAAGUUGUUUUGAAACCUGGGCAGACGUUGUUCAUCCCUUCAGGUUGGAUUCAUGCUGUUUUUACGAGCAAGGACUCGCUCGUCUUCGGCGGAAAUUUUCUUCAUUCAUACAACAUUGGACUUCAGCUGAGCAUUUAUGAUAUGGAGCUACGGUUAAAGACCCCUGCAAAGUAUUUAUUCUCGUCCUUUGAAUCUUUGCAUUGGUAUGCGGCUGUCGGCUUAAUUGAUGAACUGAAAAAUCUUGAAGAUUGUGGCGAAAGAAAACCGCAGUUUUUAAUCGACGGAAUUCACGACUUGCUCAAGAAAUUGAAGUCCUGGGUUUCCAAAAAGGAUGGCUCGUUUGAUCAACACAAAGUUUUCAUACCGGAAGCUAUGGAUUACAAUAAAGUCGUCAAGUCUUUAUUAAAAGCGUUGAAACAAGCUGAAAAACCAAGCGUUGUAGUUCACGAGCAAAAGCCCGUGAUUAGGAUCAAAAACCCUGCUAUGGCAAGCGACAGGAAAUCAGAAACGCGCAAAAAAGCGAGUCGAAAAACCAGCGUAAAAAAAAACACCCAGACGGAAAAUAAGGCAUCGACCGAAAACAGCCUUAAAUUGGUCGUAUCUAACGGAAAAGUUGUCAGUGGCACUAAGCGAAAACAGAAGAUUGUGAAAGGAAAUUCGAAGAAAGAAGAGCAAUCGCUUAAGAGUUCUUAUUCAUGUCAGUCAUCGCAAGAACAACCGCUUCGUUUAACUUUAUCAACCUCAAAUGGGCGAGAAAUGUCGGACGAAGAUGUCGAUGUGGAAGAUGCAUUUCCAGCUAUCCCAGAAGCCAAUGGUUUCCCAAUACAGCAGCAGCUUCACGCACUAUACAAUGGCAUGGGGAAAACGACUUCAACGACUCUUAAAACGGCCUCUACGAGGCAUCACCUCCCAGCUUCUAUAGCAUCAGCAAGUAACGAAUAUUCCACGGGGAAGCAAACCUCAUUUGUCAAUGAACAACGACGGUCCCGGUUAAACAGUCCAGCGGAAGAUGAAGAAGAAUUAUUGAACAAAUUUCCCAGUGAUCCCGAUUACGUGUAUCCAACUAUAGAAAACGAUGAAAUUUCUGGAAAAGUGAAGUGGAAACCCGGAAUGAAGAAGAAGAAAAGUGAACGAGUGGAUGCAACGUGGAAUCCGAAAGGUCGUAUCGCUCAGUCACAAGUCGAUGCUCAUCCCCGUCCCGUACGACAGAUCUCGAGGAAAACCGAGUUUGAACCGACGAACAAUAACAACAAUCUAAAGUCGCCAAGGACAUCUUCUGAGUCCGAAGGUGCGAUGAAAAAGUACCCGAGCUCCUUUAAGACCUUCGGGUGCUGGCAACCAAUCAGAAACGGAAAAAGGCAACGCGUCGAAGAGAGGCAGGCGACCAGUUCAAUUGACGACGAAACAAAGACUUGCGAAAAAAUUAAAACUCGAUAAAGGCGGGAUGUUUAUGCGUUAGCAGUACCACUUUCGUAAUUUUUUAUCGUCUGUCGCUCUAUUUACAUUGUAUAUGACUUAUUUAUUUUGUAUUACCAUGGCUUUCAUCUAAGAUUCCGGGAAA
Molecule: messenger RNA, 2513 nt
Organism: Xenia sp. Carnegie-2017
Lineage: Eukaryota; Metazoa; Cnidaria; Anthozoa; Malacalcyonacea; Xeniidae
Product: lysine-specific demethylase 7A-like
Exons: 23
Coding region: 29-2389 (786 amino acids)
Biological process (GO): protein demethylation; regulation of transcription by RNA polymerase II
Molecular function (GO): transcription coregulator activity; histone demethylase activity
Source: RefSeq, a predicted model, not a curated record